Molecule: messenger RNA, 5206 nt
Organism: Gadus morhua (Atlantic cod)
Lineage: Eukaryota; Metazoa; Chordata; Actinopteri; Gadiformes; Gadidae
Gene: grin2ca
Product: glutamate receptor, ionotropic, N-methyl D-aspartate 2Ca
Biological process (GO): monoatomic ion transport
Cellular component (GO): membrane
Molecular function (GO): ligand-gated monoatomic ion channel activity; signaling receptor activity
Source: RefSeq, a predicted model, not a curated record
GUGGACGGAGCGAGCCCAGUGCAGCUCUAACCCGGGGCGAGAGCGGAGGGUAGCGGCAGGACCACGGUGCACUGGGUCCUAACGUCCUCCACGUCCCCCCUGAAGGAGAAACUCCAACCUGAAGCGCUCUAACUUUGUGUUUCUCGUGUGAGGACCCCCGAAAAAAAUCGACCGAAAAAAAUCCCCUUUUUUUUUUUGGAUGGACCUGCUGGGAGCUCCGGGGAGCUGAGGGGGGACCCCUGGAUGGGACGGGGGGGCCCGGGAGAUGGAAUACGUCGUUCCGAGGGUUUCCGAGUUGGACGUGAUUGAGCGGGCGGGCGGCGGCGGCGGCGGCGGCGGCGGGACGGGGUCGGAGAGGGCGGGCGAGGGAUUAUGAGCCAGAGCGGCGGUUUGUGGUUCCAUCAGCAGGGCUCUUCCCCCGGCGGCCGAGGUCUCUCACCGGCGUUUGACUUCUUCUUCCUCCUCCAUCUUGGCGUGAUUGAAAUGGCGAGGAGUGGGUGCGCGGUGUCACGCGACCCGUGAGCCCAGUGACAGGGAGGAGACAUGGAGCAGCAGCGAGUGGAGCUGUGACCUUCUGCCGGGAUGCCGUGGCUCCGUCAGGGCGCGAGCCGUCACAGACGCUGCCAGCACUGCUGCGGCUGCUGAGGUAGAGACUCUAACAAGUGCAGAGGAACGGAGAGAAGGAGGAAAAGAAAGAGGAGAAGAAGAAGAGAGAGAGAUAGAGAGACCGAGGAGAGGACACGGAGCAACAGAGGACAGAGAGGAAGGAGAGAGAGACGGUACGAGAUCACAGAGGGCUGGGACGUCUCAGGAUGGGAGGUUCGCAGGAGGAUUGUCAGAGCAGGCAGUAGGCGACUGAGAUGGGCGUUCGUCCAGGACCCCUGAGCGACUCCCUGUGGUGGCCGCCGCCGCCAUCACGCCGCCCCCCGCUACGACUCCUCCCUCUCCUCCUCCUCCUGCUGCUCACCGGCGCCCCCUGCUGCCGCGCCCGGCCCUUCGGCGUGCCCACGCCGGCGGUGAACGUGGCGGUGGUGUUCAGCGGCUCGGCCUACCAGCAGGAGAUCAAGGGCCGGCUGAGCCGCGAGAACUUCCUGGACCUGCCGCUGGAGGUGAACCCCAUCACGGUGCUGGUGAACAACACCAACCCCCGGGCGCUGCUCACGCGCAUCUGCGACACGCUCACGGCCAACCGCGUGCACGGCGUGGUGUUCGAGGACAACGUGGGCUCGGAGGCCGUGGCCCAGAUCCUGGACUUCAUCUCCACGCAGACGGCCGUGCCCAUCGUGGGCAUCAGCGGGGGCUCUGCCGUCGUGCUGCCCUAUAAGGUGGGGACCUACGAGAUGGGCAUCCUGCAGAUGCGCUACCCGGUGUGGCCGCGCUACGGCACCUACCUGGAGCCGGUGUCGGACAACCGCCACCUGACCGUGGCCACGCUGGAGGAGCGGCCCUUCGUCAUCGUGGAGUCGGUGGACCCCGUCACUGGGACCUGCGUCAGCAACACCGUACCCUGCCGCCGGCAGUCCAACAAGACCGAAACCAUUGUGGGCCACACAGAGCCCUACACCAAGCUGUGCUGCAAGGGCUUCUGCAUCGACAUCCUGAAGAAGCUGUCGCGCAACAUCAAGUUCUCCUACGAUCUGUACCUGGUCACCAACGGCAAGCACGGCAAGCUGGUCCGCGGGAUCUGGAACGGGAUGAUCGGCGAGGUGUUCUACAAGCGUGCAGACAUGGCCAUCGGCUCGCUGACCAUCAACGAGGAGCGCUCCGAGAUCAUCGACUUCUCCGUGCCCUUCGUUGAGACGGGUAUCAGCGUCAUGGUCGCCCGUAGCAACGGCACCGUGUCCCCCUCCGCCUUCCUGGAGCCCUACAGCCCGGCCGUCUGGGUGAUGAUGUUCGUGAUGUGUCUCACCGUCGUGGCCAUCACCGUGUUCGUGUUCGAGUACUGCAGUCCUGUCGGCUACAACCGCAGCCUCAUCUCCGCCAAAGAUCCCGGGGGCCCCACCUUCACCAUCGGCAAGUCGGUGUGGCUGCUGUGGGGCAUCGUGUUCAACAACUCGGUGCCCAUCGAGAACCCCAAGGGCACCACCAGCAAGAUCAUGGUGCUGGUGUGGGCCUUCUUCGCCGUCAUCUUCCUGGCCUCCUACACGGCCAACCUGGCCGCCUUCAUGAUCCAGGAGCAGUACAUCGACACCGUGUCCGGCCUCAGCGACAAGAAGUUUCAAAAGCCGCAGGAGCAGUACCCUCCGUUCCGCUUUGGGACGGUCCCAAAUGGCAGCACGGAGAGGAACAUAAGGAGCAACUACCCGGAGAUGCACUCGCACAUGGUCAAGUACAACCAGAAAGGGGUGGAGGACGCCCUGAACAGUCUGAAAACAGGGAAGCUGGACGCGUUCAUCUACGACGCGGCCGUUCUGAACUACAUGGCCGGCAAGGACGAGGGCUGCAAGCUGGUGACGAUCGGCAGCGGAAAGGUCUUCGCCACCACGGGCUACGGCAUCGCCCUGCAGAAGGAGUCCCGGUGGAAGCGUCCCAUCGACUUGGCGCUGCUUCAGUUCCUAGCAGAUGGCGACACGCAGAAGCUGCAGACGGUGUGGCUGACAGGCAUCUGUCGCAACGAGAAGAAGGAGGUGAUGAGCACCAAGCUGGACAUCGACAACAUGGCCGGGGUGUUCUACAUGCUGCUGGUAGCCAUGGGGCUCAGCCUGUUGGUCUUCUCCUGGGAGCACCUGCUCUAUUGGAAGCUGCGGCACUCGGUGCGCGACUCGGACCGCCUCGACUUCCUUCUGGGCAUCAGUAGGGGCAUCUACAGCUGCUUCAACGGCGUGGAGGAGAGCGACCACAACGGCAGCCUGCAGAACCCCGACGUCACGGCCAACUACACGCAGGCCAACAUGCUGAAGAUGCUGAGGACGGCCAAGGACAUCGUGUCGUCGGCGCGCGUGGAGAACUCCCUGGACAACGCCACCAAGACGCUGGAGAGCUGGAGCCGGCGGGGCGGGGCCGACGGUGCGCGGGUCGCCGGCCCGCCGGCCCGCAUCGCCACCUCGGCGGCGGACAUGUGCCAUGUCGGCGGCCGCGUGCCCUACAUCUCCAGCAUCUCGGACCACCCGCCCAUGUUCCCCCAGAGGUCGCUCACGCCGACCCUGCCCGGCGGCGGGGGGGGCCACUACGGGGACAGCGGGCUGGUCCAGCCCCUGCUGCUGGACCAGGCCCGGGGCCGGCCCGUCCCGCUGCGCUACACCCUCCCGGCGCGGGGGGGCGCGGCCGCCGGCCACAUGCUGGAGAGGACCCUCCCCAUCUCCAGCCUCAGCAGCCCCCACCUCGCCAUGCGGGACCCGGGCACCCCCGGCGGCGCCGCCCCCCACCCCCACCACCACCACCACCACCUGCUGCACCACCACGGGGGCAGCGGGGGCCGGCUCUACCUGGACGGCCAGCCCCGGCACCACCACCACCUCCCGGUCGCCGCCGCCGCCGCCGCCACGGCCGCCUCCUCCUCCGCCUACCUCCCCUACCGGGAGUUCCAGGUGCCCGACAUCUACGUGGAGCACCGGGGGGCGCUGCGCCGGAAGUUCAGCUACCCGCCCGACUGCGUGAGCCGCAAGAAGCGGCCGCACAGCUACGUGUUUGACGGCGGGCCGCGGCCCAACGACUACGACGAGCCCACCGCCUGCCUGGCCGAGCUGCGGGCCAAUCACCUGCUGGGGAACCACGCCCCCCUGGUGGCCACCGCCACCGCCGCCGCCGCCGCCGCCGCUCACUACCCGGGCCACGCCGCCAGCUGCAACUCCUGCAUGAAGCCGUACCUGGAGGCGUACCCGGAGCCCGACGGGGACGACGCGCCGCUGCUGGGGAUGGACAAGAUGAACCGCCGCGCCUCCUUCCUCAAGGCCACCUGGGGCGGCGACCGCAUCCGGCAGGUGGACGAGACCAAGGCCUCGGCGGGGGCGGGGGCGGGCGCGGCGGGGGCGUCGGCCUCCCCGGCCACCCGGGCGCUGGUGGGGGAGGUGCCGGACCUGUUCCCCCGCGGCGUGGUGACGGCGGCGCGGGCCAAGCAGCCCAAACACCACGCGGCCCAGCGGCACAAGAUGUACGGCAGCCUGGGCAACAACCUGUCCUGCUUCCCCCUGGCGGCCGAGCCCGCCUACCUGGACCCCGCCCACAUGGGCUCCUUCCCCUACAAGCAGAAGCUGCGCUACUACGAGUCCACGGGCCGGCUGCCGUCGUACCGCGAGGCGCUGCUCCACAACCUGCCGCCCACGGCCGCCGCCACCGCCACCCUGCGGCGCUCCUCGUCCUCGGCCACCGUGGUGCACAGACACUACUCCACCUACCUGAACGCCUACACCGACCUGCCCGUGUACGUGGGGCCGCUGGCGCAGGGCCACGCCCACUUCUACGACGCCACCAAGGACGCCUGCCACCUGUUCCCCUGCGGCGGCGGCGGCGGCGGCGGGCUGGGCCACGCCCACUGCCCCGAGACGGUGGCGUUGGCGCAGGCCCGCGCGGCCGCCGGGGGCGGCGGCGGUGGCGGCGGGGCGGACAGGGGGGCAUCGGCGGGGGGGCCAGGCCAGAACAGCGUGCUGAUGCGGAGCUACGACGGCUCGGGGACGCGGGAGGAGCUGGGAGGGGCGUGCGGGAACAGGGAGAGGCGGCAGGUGCUGGUGGCCCACCGGGUGAACAUUGUGCCAAAGCCCUGGGGGAGGGUCUCCAGCCUGGAGUCCGAGGUGUGAGUGGACCCCUGAUGCCUCCCCUAGACUCAGCCCUGGGUCUCCGGUCAGAGGUCGGGGGGUCACCAUGCCUCCCCUAGACUCAGCCGAACGGUCUCCAGUCUGGAGUCAAAGGUGCGGGGUCUCCAGUCUGGAGCCAAGCCUCCUCUAGACUCAACACUCUGGAUUUAGAGGCUUGAGGAGGAAGAGGGUCCUCUUCAUCCUCUGCUCAAAGCAAAAAUCGAAACUGUUCCAGGAACCGGGAGGACGCUGCUCUGCACGUUGGUGCAAUAACACCCCUGGCUGCAGUGAGAGAGUACAUGGGAGUACUUGCUCCAAAGGGGGGUCUGAGGAGUCGAGGGAUGGAGGGAGAGGUGUACCGAGGGAGGGAGGGACGGCUAUACUGCGGGUGGUGUGGGAGAGGUGGACUGAGGGUGGGGUGGAAGCCAGAGGAGAGUACGAUGGACGGAUAUGUAACGACCGUGGGACUGCGUCAU